AUGAACCGGACCGGAGACUUGGCCGAAAUAGAGAAACCAUCAGCAGCUUCAGCCCGUGGAAAUGACUAUAGUGGAGGAAAAAGAGCCCGUAUUGAAGUUCCUGUUGGAUGUAAAUUUGAUCCCGCUGAUGAAGAAUUGAUGUUUUAUCUGAGGAACAAAAUUCUGGAUAGCUGCGAGUAUAGCACCGGAGAGAAAUGGUUUUUUAACACCGUAGCGCCAAAUGACAAUGUGUUCACUGGAGAUGGUUAUUGGACCCCUACAUCUGAAAAAGCCAUCUACACUGGUGGACAAGCAGAUGGUUACAAGAAAGAAUUCAUCUACCAUCGUGGAACAGAACAUCCUGGAAAAAGAACCAAUUGGUGCAUAUACCAAUUCAGGCUAAAUCCAGAUGUGUAUGUAGCAAAUGCUAUUGGCAAUACUGUUGAAUAUAAGAUAUCAAGUAUUGUAGCCUGCAUGGUAUUCCGUAAGGAAGCUGUUGUCCAGUCGAAUCGUCGAAAGAGAAAGAAAAAGAGAAAGAAAAAGAACUAA
Coffea arabica (coffee) is the source of this 528-nucleotide messenger RNA. Lineage: Eukaryota; Viridiplantae; Streptophyta; Magnoliopsida; Gentianales; Rubiaceae. The record is from RefSeq and is a predicted model, not a curated record.